Molecule: messenger RNA, 4059 nt
Organism: Gossypium arboreum
Lineage: Eukaryota; Viridiplantae; Streptophyta; Magnoliopsida; Malvales; Malvaceae
Product: histone H1
Exons: 2
Coding region: 3267-3827 (186 amino acids)
Biological process (GO): chromosome condensation; negative regulation of DNA recombination; nucleosome assembly
Cellular component (GO): nucleosome; nucleus
Molecular function (GO): double-stranded DNA binding; nucleosomal DNA binding; structural constituent of chromatin
Source: RefSeq, a predicted model, not a curated record
UCAUGCAAUCUAUGAUGAUUCCUGUUGAAAUAUGCGAGGAAAUUGAGCACAUUGCCAAGAGUUUUAUUUGGGAAUCUUCUAGCGUGGGGAAGAAAUUGGCGCUGGUAAGCUGAAAUUCAGUUUGUUAGCCUAAGACCUGCGGAGGCUUUGGGAUAAGGCAAUUGAGAGACCACAAUACUUCAUUUAUGUUCAAAAUUGGGUUUAAUGUGGUAGCUAAUCCUUCAUCCUUGUGGUUAGAAUCCUCCGGUCAAAGUAUGGAAUGAAGGAAGGUAUACCUGACAAUAUUGAACGAAGAAAAUGCUUGUUCUUAUGGCGUGCCCUCUCUAAUAUCUGGCCUUUAUUAAGAGAAAACUUAUACGGGUCUAUUGGCGAUGGUAAUGAGAUCAGAUGUUGGCAAGAUCCAUGGGUUCCGGGUGUUGGACCUUUGGUUAAAUAGAUUUCAUCUCAUGGUCAUCUCGAUUUAGAGUGUACCCUUAAGGAGUUGGUCACAGAAAGUGGAGCUUUAAAUCUUGAUCUUUUCCCUUUUUGGACUAAAGAGACGAUUAUUUAACGCAUUGUAAGUAUUCCUCCACUGUAUCCUACGCCAAGUCUUGAUAAGAUUGUUUGGAUGGGCACUUAUUAGGGUUCUUUUCCCCUUAAGAGCACUUAUUGGAAGUUAAGGGAAAUGGCAUGGGAUCCAAAAGACGUAACUUGGAACAUCCCGUGGAAAUUCUAAGAUCCCCAAAGAGUCAGGUUUUUUAUUUGGCUAGUGCUGAAGCAAAGGCUGUUAACAAAUGUGGAAAGGAUGAUGAGAGGUAUUGGAAAUGGUGGAUCUUGUACACUGUGUGGUAUGGAAUCUGAAGACACUUUACAUGCGAUUUGAGAUUGUGUUAAGGCUAAAGAGGUCUGGCUGCAGGUAAUCCUUAUAGAGAAACAAAGGGGGUUCUUUUCAGGUAGCUUACAUGAGUGGUUUGCGAAUAAUUUGCCAAAUAAACAGGGGCUGUCGUUAUUCUUUUCCAACGGCUUCAAAUGAAGUAGGUGAGGAGAAAAGAAUUUGAAGGUUGUAGACCAGGGAUUGUUGUUCAAUUUGUCAGAGAACCGCCCUGUCAAGGCGGAAGUUGCGGGUUCAAGUCCCGUCAGUCCCGACCUAUGAUCCGAGAAAGAUAUAUCAAUUCAUCUCUCCGGGGAGAGAAAGAGUUGGAUCUAAUUUCCCAGCCUUCUUUCGUUUCGCAUUUCUCAUCGGACAAAGAAAGUCAAGGAAUGGUUAAGUCAAACAUUCCUGUCUUAAGCCAAUCCCUCCUGCCUGGUAGGUGCAAUCAGUAUACGAAUACCGUCCUUUCUACUGCGACCAGUAAGGGUGAUGCGCUAAGGAAUUGAAUCAAGAAAGGAGGAAUGCCUUUCUAUUCGGACUUCUCAGAAGCGGGUUUAGAAUCAAUCCCAUCCGCCCCAGGGACAAUAAGAGGUCAAUCAGGUUAAUCCCUCUCGCCAAGACUAGUUGUCUUAGAAGGAGUUGCAACCUAAAGGGCUAUUCCUGAUCUUUCCUGUGAUUCAAUCGAUUCCUAAGAACUUACCUUACCUCUCGCAAGGAACUUCACUUUCGUAUAGUUGACUCGAAUCGAAUGCACUCUUAGAAGGAAGAAUUGGAUGUGCGCAGAGCAUUCAUCUAAAAACAGCAUUUCCGACAUUCACCAUCAAAAGGGCGAUCUCACACUAGCACUAGGAUCUGUCUAUGCUUGGACUGAUUGGACGAGCAUCUGCUUUUCGGCAUAUCGAUACUUCUUCUUCCUCAGCGACUUGGAAAUAGCAUGAUUCCACACGGGCAAGGAAAGGCAAUGAAUAUUGUUUAGAUACCCCACUCAAAGCAAGGAUCGGAAGAGAUGAGUUAUGGAUGUGGAAUGGAAAAGUCGUUUUGGCCUCCUUGCAUGGCAUAUAUAAAAGAACAUAAAUCUCUUUAUUUUCCAAGGUAUGUAACGUAGUGCUAAUGAGAUUAUCAAAAUAUCUUAUAACUGGGCGAAGCAAUAUAGAUUAGUACAAAACAAAAGUCUACUUAAAAAGUCAACAAGUAAGGAUGGAGAUUCCUUGGAAGGAUAAAUGGGUUCAACUAAAUACAGAUGGUGUUGUUAAAAUGGGAACUGGUAAUGCUACUUUUGGAGGAGUCUUGCGAAAUCAUGAAGGUAAAUGGAUUUUAAGCUUCAAUAGAUGUUUGAGGAAGUGCUUAGUGUUCAAUGCAGAAUUAUGGGGAAUCUACAUUGACUUGUUCAUUUUGUAGAGUCGAAAUUAUGAGAGCGUGUUGAUUUAAACAAAUACUGUGGAGGUUGUUAUAGCUAUUCAAGACUCAUUCAGGAAAUCCUCGAACUCUGCUUUGAUUAGACAAAUUCAUCAACUGUUGACGAAUAUUGAACAAUGGUUUCUGAAUUAUGUUCUUAGAGAGUAGAAUAAAGAUGCCGAUUGCGUUACCAGAAUGGCUUUUGAUAGCGAGGAAGGCUUGGUUUUAUUCGAAGAAGUGCCACGGGAGAUUCCAUUUGCUUUAAGUUAAUGUAAUGUAAUGUUUAUUUUUUUACACCAAAAAAAAAAUAGAGUUUGGGAAAGAUGAGCCAAUGAAAUAAUUAGGUUAAAAGUUAGUUUAGAGAGUAAAUUUAACUAAAAUUAUGCUUGGAGUUGUCAAUAAGGAGUCAGCAUUGGUGAGAGUUGAAGUUUUUUCUUUUUUCUGUUGGUAUACAUCCGACAAAAUCAUCCAAUAGCCCAUUCUUUUGUUAACGACAUUGUUAAUGGUGAGGAGAUGUGAAGGAAGAAAGAAUGAAGAGAACUGUUUGUCUUCAACAGCUUCAAAUUACCCUUAAAUUCUGUCCAUUUCACUUCCUUUAAAUCACAUUGUAAUAACCUCUCUAUUAGCUUUAAUCUGACUAAAUUUUCAUGUGAAAAAUCAGUGGUAAUCCCCAUUAACAAAAGCUAUAAAAAUCACUCAGAAAACACACCCGAUCAGGAGUAACCAAAAACAAAACCAAAACCUGGCCUUGCUUUCACACCCAAUCCCAAAGCGGCUGCGAACAUCUUAAUCCCUUUUGGGCACUAUAAAUAGCCGACUAUAUUAACGCUUCGAUUUCAUUCCGCGUGUACGCCUCGAUGAUUCUUAUUCCACGUUGGCAAUCCCCAGGUCUCUUGAAAAACCAAUCCUAGAACGCCACUCUCUUUUGACAUAGAUCCCGACCUCGCUAUAAAUUCUCCUUCCUGUCAUUUCCACGGGGCAUAUCAAAGCAAAACCGUUUUUAUUGUCACCGUGAUCAUUAAUGGCCACCGCUGAACCUGAAGUUCCAGUCACUGAGCAGCAGCAGCCGGCGGCAGCAGAGGAGCCAAAGCCGGCGGAAAAGCUUGUGAAGGAGAAGAGACCCAGAGCUCCAAAGGAGAAAAAGCCUAAACAACCCAAAUCCGCAGCACAUCCUCCUUAUUUUCAGAUGAUCAAGGAGGCGCUUUUGGCUUUGAAAGAGAAGAGUGGAUCAAGUCCGUACGCUAUAGCGAAAUACAUGGAAGAGAAGCACAAGGCGGUGCUUCCAGCGAAUUUCAGGAAAAUCUUAGGUCUUCAGCUUAAAAACUCAGCUGCCAGAGGCAAGCUGAUAAAGAUCAAGGCCUCUUACAAGCUCUCCGAAGCCGGCAAAAAAGAGAGAGCCCCUGUUACGAAAGCUAAGACGGAGAAGAAAGCUAAGCCAGCUUCGAAGCCGAAGAAAGCUGAGGCGACAAAGAAGCCAACAAAGAGAGUCGGGGCCAAGAAGAAAUCAACUCCAGCAAAGCCGAAGCAGCCUAAAUCUAUCAAGUCACCUGCGGCUAAAAAGGCCAAGAAGGCGGCUGCUUAGAACAAAUGUGUAGGAAGUCACUUUAGGUUUUAUAUGUAAUCAGUAACUUAUCUUUGUGAAUACAUGGAUGUUAGUUCGGUGCUUGUGUUAAGGAAAUAGUGGGGAUGGUUGUUUGAUCUUUUGAUCUGCAAUGGAGAAGUGACUUUUUUGGUAUGUAUGAAUAACGUAGAAUGGCCAGACUGUUGUGAAUCCCCGUCUAACUGUGUUGAAAUGGAAGUUAAUGUUGGAGGAA